CAUAGGUUAAAAACUGUAGUGGAAGAAUUAAUUCAGACACAACAGACCCUUCUAAACAAGGAGGAAUUAGUUCUGGAAUUAGAAAAGAAGAUUGAAGAGUCUUCUAAGAUCUGUGAAAGAAAAUCUGACAUUGUGCUCCUGCUAAGCCAGAAGCAAGCCCUCGAAGAAUUAAAGCAAACUGUUCAGCAGUUGAAAUGCACUGAAGUCAAAUUUGCAGCCCAGAAGGAACUUCUUCAACAAAAAAUGCAAGAAAAUGAUGGGAAAGAACCCCCACCUGUUGUAAAUUAUGAGGAAGAUGCCAGAUCAGUCUCUUCCAUGGAUAAAAAAGAUAAAGUUUCCAGGUUUGAUACUAUUCGACAUUCCAUUGCUGGAAUGAUAAGAUCUCCAAAGUCUGUGUUAGGUUCUUCAUCGUUUUUUGAUGUAAUAUCAGCCAGUGAAAAACCACUGGCAGAACAAGAUUGGUAUCAUGGUGCAAUCCCAAGAAUAGAAGCUCAAGAGCUAUUAAAACAGCAAGGAGACUUUUUGGUGCGAGAGAGUCAUGGGAAGCCUGGUGAAUACGUCCUUUCUGUGUUUUCAGAUGGGCAACGGAGACACUUUAUCAUUCAGUAUGCUGAUAAUCAAUACAGAUUUGAAGGAACAGGGUUUUCAACCAUUCCUCAGCUUAUAGAAUAUCAUUAUACAACAAAACACGUGAUUACAAAGAAAUCAGGCGUUAUUCUGCUGAAUCCUGUUGUUAAGGAUAAAAAAUGGAUUCUCAAUCAUGAAGAUGUCACUCUGGGAGAAUUACUUGGCAAAGUAA
This is a messenger RNA of Python bivittatus (Burmese python), 799 nucleotides long. The record is from RefSeq and is a predicted model, not a curated record. NCBI's taxonomy places the organism in Eukaryota, Metazoa, Chordata, Lepidosauria, Squamata, Pythonidae.